This is a messenger RNA of Arabidopsis arenosa, 2567 nucleotides long. The record is from the annotation of a GenBank genome assembly. NCBI's taxonomy places the organism in Eukaryota, Viridiplantae, Streptophyta, Magnoliopsida, Brassicales, Brassicaceae.
UCUAACUAUCGAUCGUGGAGUGAAAUAUCACCCAGCAAAAGUACUUCCCCUCUCACCCCUAUCUUAUCUUCGUUACAUAAGGGUUCUUUCACUAAUUUAUCUAUAUAUCAUCACGCAAUAAUUUGUAUGAAAAUCUAAACUCUAACCUCAAUAAUUUUUAUGAAGUCCAGCACACGUAUAUUCAUAGGAUAAUUAUCAUGUGGAGGUUGAAGAUAGGAGAAGGAAAAGGAAAAGAUCCGUAUUUAUUUAGCAGCAACAACUUCGUCGGGCGUCAAACAUGGGAGUUUGACCCCAAAGCUGGCACACCGGAGGAACGAGCCGCUGUCGAAGAAGCUCGCCGGAGUUUCUGGGAAAACCGUUCUCGUGUUAAACCUUCCAGUGAUCUCUUGUGGCGAAUGCAAUUUUUGAAAGAGGCAAAAUUUGAGCAAGUGAUUCCGCCGGUAAAACUUGACCGCGGCGAAGCCAUAACAUAUGAAAAAGCCACGAAUGCUUUACGGCGAGGAGUUGCUUUCUUCUCAGCUUUGCAGGCCUCGGACGGCCACUGGCCAGGAGAGUUCACCGGACCUCUCUUCUUGCUUCCUCCAUUGAUAUUUUGUUUGUACAUUACUGGACACUUGGAAGAAGUGUUCGAUGCAGAGCAUCGCAAAGAGAUGCUUCGAUAUAUCUAUUGUCACCAGAACGAAGACGGUGGAUGGGGAUUCCACAUUGAGAGCAAGAGCAUUAUGUUCAGUACCGCGCUGAAUUACAUAUGCUUGCGUAUGCUUGGAGUAGGUCCCGAUGAAGGAGUAGAAAACGCAUGCAAACGGGCCAGGCAAUGGAUUCUUAGCCAUGGCGGUGUGACUUAUAUUCCUUGUUGGGGAAAAGUUUGGCUCUCGGUACUUGGAAUCUAUGAUUGGUCUGGAGUUAACCCGAUGCCUCCCGAGAUAUGGUUGCUACCUUAUUUCCUUCCAAUUCACCUAGGAAAAGCUUUUAGCUAUACCCGGAUAACAUAUAUGCCCAUCUCUUAUCUAUAUGGGAAAAAAUUUGUGGGUCCAAUUACACCUCUUAUUAUGCAACUGCGUGAAGAACUACACUUACAACCUUAUGAAGAAAUCAAGUGGAACAAAGCGCGGUAUCUAUGCGCAAAGGAAGACACAUACUUUCCCCAUCCUCUGGUUCAAGAUUUGAUAUGGGAUACUCUCCACACCUUUGUGGAGCCUUUACUUGCAAGUUGGCCGUUAAACAAGCUUGUAAGGAAAAAGGCUCUUCAAGUGGCAAUGAAACACAUACAUUAUGAGGACGAAAACAGUCACUAUAUCACCAUUGGAAGUAUUGAAAAGAUUUUGUGCAUGCUUGCUUGCUGGAUUGAGAACCCGGACGGGGAACACUUUAAGAAACAUCUCGCUAGAAUUCCGGACUUGAUUUGGGUGGCUGAAGAUGGAAUGAAAAUUCAGUGCUUUGGAACUCAACUUUGGGUGACGGGGUUUGCAGUUCAAGCUUUAAUUGCAAGUGAUCCAUGCGAUGAAACCUAUGACGUGCUCAGGAGAGCACACGAUUACAUAAAGAAAUCACAGGUUAGAGAAAACCCUUCAGGUGACUUCAAGAGCAUGUAUCGCCACAUUUCCAAAGGAGGAUGGACUCUUUCUGAUCAAGAUCAAGGUUGGCAAGUUUCAGAUUGUACAGCUGAAGCUGCUAAGUGUUGCAUGUUGCUUUCCACGAUGCCACCUGAUGUCAUUGGCAAGAAAAUCAGUCCGGAACAACUAUAUGAUUCUGUUAAUCUCAUGUUAUCUCUACAAAGUGAAAAUGGAGGUAUUACUGCAUGGGAACCUGUCCGCGCCUAUAAAUGGUUGGAAUUGAUGAAUCCCACAGAUUUUUUUGUUAAUGCUAUGACCGAGCGUGAAUAUACGGAAUGUACCUCAUCUGUUAUACAAGCUUUGGUUAUAUUCAAACAACUACAUCCGAAUCACAGGACAAAAGAGAUCAUUAAGUCGAUUGAGAAAGCAGCACAAUUCAUAGAAAGCAAACAAAUGCCAGAUGGUUCAUGGUACGGAAACUGGGGUAUUUGUUUCACUUAUGGCACAUGGUUUGCUCUUUACGGCCUAGCAGCGAUUGGUAAGACAUACAACAAUUGUCUAUCUAUGAAAAACGGUGUAGAUUUCCUGCUUAAGAUACAAAACGAAGAUGGGGGUUGGGGUGAAAGCUAUUUGUCAUGCCCUGAGCAGAGAUACAUACCAUUAGAGGGGAAUAGAUCAAACCUAGUGCAAACCGCGUGGGCUAUGUUGGGUCUGAUUCACGCAGGACAGGCGAAGAGAGAUCUUAUACCUCUGCAUAGUGCUGCAAAAUUUAUCAUCAAGUCGCAACUGGAAAACGGGGGUUUUCCUCAACAGUCUGAGAAUGCCCACCGCUGGUUCCCCUUCUCGGGUUGGAAUCGUCCCAAAGUUUGCGGUCAUCCUCUUUUGGAGCUUCACUGCAACAAUAACAUCACCUCUUUAUUCACCUCAAACCAAGAGUUCUAUGCUCUGCAGUAAUUGGAUGUGCACUAUUCGCCGCUAGUGAUUUUUUCUUUAAAAUAAAGACACUUUUUCUUG